Messenger RNA from Episyrphus balteatus (marmalade hoverfly), 531 nucleotides. RefSeq lists its product as uncharacterized. The transcript is spliced from 4 exons. The record is from RefSeq and is a predicted model, not a curated record. Lineage: Eukaryota; Metazoa; Arthropoda; Insecta; Diptera; Syrphidae. The coding region runs from base 136 to 531 and encodes 131 amino acids.
AAACGCAGGAAGCAUAUGUGCUGAAACAGACAACGGAGUUCUGAAUGAAGAUUUCAUUGGUCAACUUAAAUGUGGAUACAAAACAUGCAGUAGAAGUGCUAUGCCCUAACACUCGACUGUUUGUCAAAGUUGGUAAUGGAUUGGUACAUCGCGAUGGAGAAAAAAAUGAAUGAGGAUAGGGAAAAUGAUUCAGAGGUAGCAGUUGUUGGAGACGAAACUGCUCCAGCUACUCAACAAUACCAGAUGAAGUUAAAUCGCAAGAGAAUCUUGAUUAACCUUUGGUUCAUAUCAGGUUUGCAAAAUCUCGGCCAAAAGUUCUCGGACAAUAGAUGUUUUCAAAUAGCUGCAUCUGUAGGCUUCUUCAGGCAACAAAUGACCAAUGUUUUAAGAACUUGGAGCAAUAACAUACCCAGGCUGCACGGAGUUUUUGUCAAACGGAAGAUGACCAAAAGGCCCAAAGUAUUGGUGCGUGGAAUCCCAGACAAAUUCAAUCCGGAUUUCUUGAUUCUUGAAAUCAAAUACAAUAUCUAA